Molecule: messenger RNA, 561 nt
Organism: Magnolia sinica
Lineage: Eukaryota; Viridiplantae; Streptophyta; Magnoliopsida; Magnoliales; Magnoliaceae
Product: protein NDR1-like
Exons: 2
Coding region: 1-561 (186 amino acids)
Biological process (GO): defense response to other organism
Source: RefSeq, a predicted model, not a curated record
AUGUGUAUAUCCAGCGACUGCUGCCGCUGGAGUAUAGGAUUCCAGUUCACACUCGGCCUCACCGCCCUCUUCAUGUGGCUCAGCCUCCGCCCUUCCAAACCUACCCUCUCAAUUGAGAAAUUUUACGUCCCUGCCCUCAACAAAACCGCCAUCUCUAACCUCUCCGUCGUAAUACCGCCCGUCAAUACCACCGUUACUUUCGACCUCAAGCUCAGGAACGAAAACAAGGACAAGGGCGUUUGCUACGAUGACCUCAACAUUACUCUUUAUUACGGCCCCAGCCACUCAGUUGUAGGGCAUAUGACGUUGCCUUCUUUCUACCAGGGGCAUAAGAAGACAGCUCAUAGGAAUGACGGAUUAAGAGCUGAGAGAAGGGCGACGAGGACGGUUUCUGAACAGAAUUCAAUGGUUUUCGGGAUCAUCAGUAAUGGAGCAGAUCAUCAGUCAAUGGUGAUUCCAGUUUGUUUUGGCCUAUUGGAGAAAAUUCAUGCAUUGUAUCAGGUUCCUAUCGUGACCCAGUUAUUUGCUAAUUUAGUGGAUGUUAGCAUUUGCAAUCAAUGA